Messenger RNA from Closterium sp. NIES-67, 2954 nucleotides. The record is from the annotation of a GenBank genome assembly. Lineage: Eukaryota; Viridiplantae; Streptophyta; Zygnematophyceae; Desmidiales; Closteriaceae.
CUCUGUAGAGCAGACAUGUCAGAGCCGAUGGGAGGUGUCAGAGGGAGAAAAGUAUGGCCACCCUUGGAAGCUGAUUGGACGGAUGGGGGGAAACAGAUGAUUGCGGCUGGUGAAGUGCGUCGAAAUUCCGCCGACAUCUAGUGUAGGCUAUAUCUGUGCAGAGAAAAGGUCUAGGUGAAUAACAGCGUGGAAGGCGGUCCAGCAGCGGAAGGGACGAAAUUUACGCCUCGGAGGUCUUCGGUUAUGGCCACUGCCUGCUCAGAAUCCAGUUAGGGCUGUAGUUAACCGCAUUUAGGCCCUUCGCUCCCCGUCGUCUCGCGGUUGCGAUUACCGAAUUUCACCAGCUCGCUGGCUGACGUCUCUCCGUCGUCUCGCCGUGUUGAACGGGACUCGCCUGCGGACUGGACUCGACUGGCGGUGGCUAGCGCAGACUAUCGAGGUAGUACGGUACUACUACGAGUAGCAGGAGCCUAAGCUGGUAGUAGUUAAUCGCCGUCCAUUGUAGCAAGCGCCGUCGAUGGCCACCUAUUAGAACACACGUUCGCAUCGCCGGCUGACCGCAGUAGUAGGCACAUCAGCUUCCGUCUACCGCCGCGGCCAGGAUCAACUUCUACCUACGCCGCCGCUGCCGUCGUCUACGCAAGUUCCGCAGUAUGACCGCAUCCGAUGCGUGGCAUACACGCGAUGUCACGCACCCGACCAUGUCGUUCACACACGCUGCCACGCCCCUACUAGGCAAGCGGAAGCCUCAGAGCAGUCAUCCCGAGCGGCACCGCCUGCUGCUGUGGCUGCUGGCACCGCUGCUCGUCGUCGCAGCGACGGUCGCCGGGCUGUCGCACUGGAGCUGCUCGUGCGACAGGAGCGACCUCACGGUGCUCAACGGCCGCGCGCUGCUCAAAGCGUCGCAGAAGAUCGCAGAGCUCUGGAAGGCGAGCGGCGAGAAGGGCGACCUGAGCGGGUAUCUGGCAGUGGGUAGUAGCGAGGACGCGUAUGUCGGGGACGGAGUUGGGUCGGGCGAGGUGGAUCCGUGGCGGUGCGAGGACGGCGGCGGGGGGUGGGGCGAUUGCGGUGGUGCGGCUGCUGUGAUGCUCGCUGAGGGCUCCCUGUCCGCGCGCGUGCGCGCGGUGUGUGCGGCGUACGCAGUGACGGCUCUCACCAGCAUGCCCAUCCUCUCCCUCUGGCCCUCCGACCGCCACAUGCCCUCCACGCGCUUCUCGCACCUCUUCUCCGCGUCGUCCCCUCCCACCAACGCCAGCAGCAGCACCAGCAGCAGCAGCAGCAGCAGCAGGGGGGACGCGGACGGGCGGGGAGUGAGCGGGGGGAAGGGCGGGGUGUGGGUGAGGGAUCUACCGGUGGCCAGUGAGAGGGUGCGGCGGCAGCUCGCCUCGGGGCUAUCUCGGAAGGUGCUGCUGAGGCCGUGCGCGGCGUCCAAGGCAACCACGCAGGAGCUCCUCCCCUACGACCUCUUCCUCGCGCCCCACCGUGCUGCUGCCGCCGCUGCUGCUGAAGCAGCAGCAGCAGCGGGGGAGGGCGCGAGCGCGUUGCUACGGGGGCCUUCAGGGGCGGGGUCGGUGGCGGCAGUGGUGGUGGAUGCGUGUGCGUUUGAGCGCCGGGUGGACGAGUGCCUUGGGCUGCUGGAGCCGUCUCCGUUUGUAGCAUCGCUCGUUCUCAAAGAGGAUGUGCACACCAUCGCCAACUCUACCGCCUUCUAUGUUGAUCCCCUCGGCCCCUCAGGUUGCUCUGGCUGCUACAUAGAGUCGGAAUUCUCCCCCCCUCUAUGCGCCAUGCGCCGCAUUGCCAUGGCCUACCUGGCGGACCGCUCGGUGUCCUUCACCCUUGCCGCCCGCAACCCUGCGCACGUGCCCCAAGUCACCAAGUACUUUGACCCCCUCCGGUCGCCCGUUGUGCUCAAGGCCACCCAAUCACGCGUCGCCACGUGUCAGCUUGAAGAGGAGGUGGAGGUGGAGGAGGGGGGGGAGGAGGGAGAGAGAAGAAAGGAGGUGGUGGUGAUAGGGGAGGAGGAGGAUGUGGUUGGGGGGGAGACGGUGAGGGAAGGUGGGGAGGUGAUGGGUCAGGGGGGCGAGAGGAGGGACGGAGAAGGAAGGAUGGCAAGGAGAGUGAUGAGAGUCGUUCGGAAAUUGGACGUGCCAGAUGAGGUUCUCAUGCGGUGCCAUCAGCUGCAGGCGUCGGAGCUCUUCUCUCUGAGCCUCGCGGGCGGGGUGAUGGCGGUCAACAGCAGCGCCCUCGAGCCGCGCUUCAUUGCCGCCCAGGCGGCCGCCAGGCGGUCGCCGCGGUUCCGCGUGCAUGAGUCGGUGUGCGAGCGGCGUGAGAUCCGGCCGUUCACCAAGCAGAAGUGGAGCAUGUUCACCAUGGUGGAAGAGAAGCUAAAGCUAUUCAUCUGCACGGUCCCCAAGGUGGCGGCCAACUCGUGGCUCAUGUGGCUGCGGGCCAUGCUGGGGCAGCCGCACCCGGAGGACCCGCUGCUGGCGCUGGACGACGACCGCGCGGGCUGGCACAUGCUGCACGUGCAUUUCACCGAGCAGAGAGCGGUGCAGCUGAUGACCCGCCCUGACUUCUUCCGCUUCACCUUUGUGCGCAACCCCUUCUCACGAGUGCUCUCCGCGUACAACAACAAGCUGGUCGUCACCGACGCGCCCGGCAACAAGACCGGCCCGGGCUCGCGCGAGUACUGGAACAAUGUGUGUACUGUCCCUCCUUCCCCUUCCCGGCAACAAGACCAGCCGGGGUUGAAAGGAGUACUGGAACAAUGUGUGUGAGCCUGAGCGCCUACCACCGUUGCUUGCUCCACCCUUGCUAGCUCCACCCGUGUGUACUGCCCUCCUCCUUCCUGUCCGGCAUCACCGACGCGCCCGGCAACAAGACCAGCCAGGGCUGAAAGGAGUACUGGAACCAUGUUGAUGGCAGAGAGGAAGGGAGGGAUGCGUUUGAGAGGG